AUGCCGAACGAGGCAGAGGGCCGCAAGGUAGCCCUAGCAGCGUUCCUCGCCGUGCUCUUCUACCGUUUGCAGGACGACAAGUGCCGGGCCGCGCGGCAAAGACUCUCUAGGGAAACCGUUCGCGAUGGCUCCGGUGCGAUGUUUGAGCUUGUUGCUCCGCGUUAUGACUUUGUGAACAACGUGAUCAGUCUUGGACUCCACAGGGGCUGGAAGCGAACUGCAGUAGACGCUGCCCUGAAACCUUUUCUUGUAGCCAGCUCCGAGCGAGCAGAGCUCCAGGUCCUUGACCUGGCGACGGGAACCGCUGAUCUCGCCAUAGAUAUCGCUCAGAGAUACGGCAGUUAUGUGAAGCAGGUUGUUGCGGUUGACCCGUGCUCCCGAAUGCUCGACAUUGCGAGCAGGAAGCUCGCCAGAGCUCAGGUAUCCGAUAAGGUGUUGCUCGUGAAAGGUGUUGCCGAGGAACUUCCGCAGGAAUGGACGAACAGAUUUGACGUCUGCAUUAUUGGAUUCGGAGUUCGGAACUUUGCAGAUCGAAAGAAAGGUCUCUGUGAAGUUUGGAGAGUGCUAAAAAAAGCUGAGGCGUCAACAGCGACCCCCACUGACCCUGUUAGCCGUCUGGUGGUGCUGGAAAUUACGGAACCGCGCGGCCGCAGCAUCGCAGCACCUAUCGCCCGCUUCUUUCUGCGAACAUGUGUACCCUUGCUCGGUGCGCUCUUUUCCCUGCGGCUUCGGGAAUAUUGCUAUCUGCAAAGGAGCGCACGUCUCUUCCCACCGUUAGAUGAGUUUCUGGAGGCGAUGCGUGAUGAAUGCUGUCUUGAAACCAUACGAGCUCAACGGCUAGCGCCUUUUGGACUUGGUCCCGCGCUCAUCAUAGCGAAACCAGCGCCGAAACAGGCCUCUGUAGAGGCAGCGGCGCUUGCUCCGGAGGAUGCGUUCGUGAAUUCGAGCGCUACGCCAUCGCGAAGCUCGACUGACGCGCCUUGGCACGUGGAAAGCGCGCCCCGGAACGAUGAACGAGACGCAUCUGGGGUUGCGCCACCCUCGAGUGUAGUCGCUUAG
Messenger RNA from Cyanidioschyzon merolae strain 10D, 1059 nucleotides. RefSeq names its product ubiquinone/menaquinone biosynthesis methyltransferase. The coding region runs from base 1 to 1059 and encodes 352 amino acids. Lineage: Eukaryota; Rhodophyta; Bangiophyceae; Cyanidiales; Cyanidiaceae. Gene Ontology annotation, molecular function: methyltransferase activity. The record is from RefSeq and is a predicted model, not a curated record. The transcript has a single exon.